Molecule: messenger RNA, 567 nt
Organism: Perkinsus marinus ATCC 50983
Lineage: Eukaryota; Perkinsozoa; Perkinsida; Perkinsidae
Exons: 5
Coding region: 1-567 (188 amino acids)
Source: RefSeq, a predicted model, not a curated record
AUGAAAGAAGGAGGGUUUGGUGAUAGCUCAGGAGGUCUGGGAGAAAUGAUUAAAGUUCUCUUCCGAGGACUGAGCGGUGGUGGUGGGCUGCCGAUGCAGGCAUUGUUGGAACAAGCUCUUAGGGGCUUCUAUGGCAAUUUCAAGACGAUGGGGAUAGAACCAGGAGCUGAGUUUAAGAACGCAGUCGAAGCUGCUGAAGAAAUCGGUGCCAAGGUGAUAGCUGGCGAUGUGGAUAUAACACUGACGAUGGAAGGCCUUACUAGGGCUUUACAGCAAGACUGGCAACAGAUGAUGGCAUGCAGAGAACUCCUCGACUUGGACAUCGACCAUUCCAGAGGUUUUUUGGAUACUGCGGAGCAAUUGAAGAGUAGGGAAAAAGCUGCUCAAAUCAACGCGGCCAUGCGUAAAUGUGCGCCUCACGUCUAUGAGGUGAUGAUCGAGGAUAGGGAUAGAACUAUGGCAGGUUAUCUCUGCCGUUCAAGUCACCAGAAAAUGGUAGGUGUGGUGGGCAUGGGCCAUUGUGCUGGCAUUGAAAAAGCCUGGCUUGAACACUUCUUGGAUGUUUGA